AAGUCUCCUGUAAUAAAAAGCUUCUACAUUAAGUCGGGAAAGAACUUCCUAGUUCCGCCACUCGGAAGCUUUUUGGCACGUGCAAAGCGCGGUUUAGCAGAGCUGGCUCUGAGGUACCUGGCACCUAACAAAGUCUCCAGUCACCAAACUCUUAAUGGCUAAGAGGAGUUCAGGACUGGAAUUGAGUUUUAGCCCUUUGUUGAGUAAUUGACACCCUUUAAUAAUCCUAGUUCCAAAUGUUGUCAUGUUCUGCUGGUCAUCAGUCCUACAACUCCCUGUAGUUCUAAUUUUGUACUGGUUCUGUGGGAUGCUUCACACUAUAUUUUGUGCACAAGAGCCUCAUAAACUAAAGAAGGUAAAUAAUAAUAGCCAAUUCUUACAAGAGACUUAUGAAAAAAUUAAGGCCCAGAGAGAUGAACUGAUUUGCCGAAGAUCACACAGCUAGAAAGUGGCUAUGCUGGGCUUUAAAUCUUUGCAGUUGGAUUCCAGAGCCUGUGCUCUGAACCAUUAUGCUUUAAGUGUCUCUCACAUGAUGAUGAUGUCCUAUGCUGGAGAAGAUUUGGAAAACAGACAUUCAUAGACUGGUGGUGGACACAAACUGGUGCCUGGCCACCCCUCCAGGCCUUGCCUCUGGACCAGGCAAUGUGGAAGGAAGCAUUUGCUGGGAAACAAUGACCAAGACCCAAAAGGGAAAGACUUUUCUCUCCCACCGUUUCCAGCAGUCACUCCCCCCACGGCUGGGAUGGGGCUUGAUUUUCUCUUACUUAAAACCAAGAAACAAGGAGGAGUGCACCUCCGUCUCCGGUGUGCCUCCAGUCUUCCACUUCAGCCCUCAGCACUGUGCACACCUCAAGAGCCAAUAUUUGAAAAAGGCCGCAACGAACCUUACCUUCUCUCAGGAGGUGGUGUGGCAGCGAGGGCUGCCCAGCAUUUCUUAUAGCCAGUACAGCUUUGACCAUCUCUACAAUGUACACAACAUCAUCCAGCCUCCUCAGAUGAGGAGGGCCCGACCUCAGAAAUCCAUCAGCUUCAAGUUCUUGGAUUCUUCAGGUCCCUCAGCAAGGGUCACCUUCCAGGCUGUGAGGACAGAAAGCUCUGCCAAUCUUAAGAAGAAGCUGAAGGAAGCAGAGCCAGCAAGCUUAGUCCAGGAAACAUCUUGCCCUCUCAUUCUUCAAUCCUGUAGGGAUCCAGACACGCUACGUCUGUCACUUUCUCCAGAUGUGAACCUGGAGGACAGGGAAGCCUGGCUUCCGCCGGCUGAGAAGGAGGCCAGAGCCUGGGAGGCCGUUGUGCUGGAAAAGCUGAACAAGCGCACUGCCCGAUGGAUCCAGAACAAGCGUCCUCUAAGGUCUGGUGUGUCCCCCAACAAGUGGCAGAGCUUCUUGCGCCAGCAGUAUGACUGGAGUCACAUCCGGGAUGAGCUCACUUCUGACAGCGACCUGGAGCUCUUGAAACAGCUAGAGGAAGAAGAGACAGCAGAAUUUGAGGGUCAAACUGUCAUCCUGCCCACCCAGGAAAAUAAGAAGCCAGAACUGCUGCUUCCUGUUUAUUACAGAUUGCCCAAUUACUUGCCACAAGUGCAGACUAUUGAAACCAUGCCUGACAAUAAUAUCGCUGAGGAUAUCAGUGGAAAGAGGAGCAUCUGCCAGCCCCGAAACCAGAGCUACUUCCGACAAGUAAAUUCCCGAGCUGGAAAGUUUGCUUACUCCACAGACAACACCUUUGAACAGGAGAUUUACUUUGAUAAAGUCCAGGUCAUCCACAAGAUUGGUGCAAAGAGAGACCAAAUUUUCCUGGAAAACCUCAAUCGGUAUGACAAGCAGCUAUGUACGGUCUUCCCUCAAAGCCCAGAAAGGUGGACUUCCCAGCCAGUUCCUGAAGCACCUUGUAGGCCUGUGAAAGGGGCCCCGCGCUGGACUGCUUUGCCCACCCCAGCCAAGGAUCUGCUGCUGCAGGCGGGUGAAGAGGACGCGCCCAUUAAGACCAGGAGACCCAAGAAGCUGUCAAAAUCACUGAAGGAGGACGUGACUUGGGAACUGGUGGUCCUGCAGAGGAUGCUGCAGGAAUGGAAGACUGCCUGGGCCCGAAUCAUUGAGUGGCACCAUGAGACAGCAGAGGGCCUGCUGCGGAGCUUGGGGGACAUGCAUGAUGACACCCGAAUCCAAGCCAUCCUCACAUGUGCCACAGCGGCUUUAGAACGGCCCCGGACUGUCACCAGCCAGGGGGACUCAGACAAGGAGCCCGUGAAAGCCCCGCCUAUCCAGGACUUGCCAGAGGUUCUACAGCCCGCCCUGGAGGCUGCUCUUUGUGACAAGAAUGAGCAUGUGCGGAUGGCAGCAGCAGUAUGCCAAUACGCCAUACAGUCACAUAAUCCCGUUGCCCGGGACAUCAUGCAGACUGCCCUUUUGAAGGGUAAUAGCGUGGACAGCUGGGCUGCAGCUCAGUGCUUGGCUCUGGAAGGUGCUGCCACUUACCCCGUGAUUAAGAGGAUCCUCCAUCAGCUGUUUACCAAGAGGAAUGAGGAAACUGAGCACCAGUCUUGUAUGCUCCUGAGCCAUCUCAGUGGGAAGACAACCCUGAUACACACCCUGCUUGCCGUGGAGCUGAACAGCCGUCAAUGGAAGGAUCGGAUUGUGGCCUGCCGGGCUGUCUCCCAGAUCAGUGGAAGUGUCAGUUUGGAUAUGAAACAUAAGUUGAUCCAGCUGAUGUUGAAUGACUGGCAUAAGGAAGUGAGACAAGCAGCUGCCCAAGCUCUGGGGCACAAGAGCCUUGGGAAGGAGGUGCAUGACACAAUCAGAGUCAAGCUGAGUCAAGGAAAUCCCCAGGAGCGUGUGGAAGCCCUCUCCCUGAUUGGUAGGCUCAAGCUCAUGACCGCCAAGCUUCUCCCAAGCUUCCUGAACUGCUUCUCUGAUGACUUCAUGGCAGUUCGACGGGCAGCCUGUUUGGCAGCAGGUGCCCUGCAGAUCCGUGAUGAGAUGGUCCUUGAAUGCCUUCUGAAUCUGACACAGAGAGAUCCUUACUGGAAAAUCAAGGCCUUUGCCAUUCGAGCUUUGGGACAGAUUGGCCAAGUGAGUCCCCAAGUGACAGACCUUCUGCUCUGGGCCAUCCACUAUGAAGAGUCACCAGGUGUACGACUAGAAGCUUGCCGUAGCAUCCUAGCCCUGAAACUUCAAGGAGACCGAGUCAGGGACACCUUCCUAGACGUGCUGCUCCUAGAGAACCACAAUGCUGUUCUAAAAGAAAUUCAUCAGGCAAUGAAGAUACUUAACUUAGAAAAUGAAGGAAACCAAGAAAUGCUUCAGGAGAUCAAGAACAGGAUUCAAACACUAAGCCAAAAGGACUUGCUGACGCAGAAAGUAUUCAAGAUUGAGAUGGUCAUAGGAAAAGUGAAGGAGGAAGCAAAACGUGUUUACUUGCAACCCAAAGAGGGGCAAAAGCCACUCAAAUUCAAUAGUUUUCUCCAAGAAACUUUUAAAGAUGAGGUGGUGGUUCCUAGAAGAUCAUUUGAGAUUUGUGACAUUGAAGAAGUCAUAAAGCCAGUGAGGCCCCGCACACCAAAUCCCUGGUCACAGAGUCCAGUCCUGGACCUAAACACAAGAAGAAGAGGUCACUCGUCACUUGUCAAAGAUCUACGCACCACCUGGGAAAAACGGAUUGCAAUGGGACCUUUCGGAUCUGACAACCCAGAUCUCUAGCUGGGUAAAUACUCAGAGAGAAAUUUUUUCCAGUGUCAUGUCCUCUUCCCCUGGAAGGAAAGGUGAUCAUUUCUAGAAUGAGCCCUUCUCUGCUCCAGGACACAGGCAUCAGCGGACCCAGUCACAUUCUGUCUCUUUAUUUGAGGUUGUAUAAUCUCUUUGUCAUUAUAAAAAAGAAUCUAUUUAACAG
Equus caballus (horse) is the source of this 3885-nucleotide messenger RNA. It is a transcript of the gene HEATR4, whose product is annotated as HEAT repeat containing 4. Gene Ontology annotation, molecular function: oxidoreductase activity. The record is from RefSeq and is a predicted model, not a curated record. Lineage: Eukaryota; Metazoa; Chordata; Mammalia; Perissodactyla; Equidae.